Messenger RNA from Acanthopagrus latus (yellowfin seabream), 7129 nucleotides. RefSeq names its product alpha-tectorin-like. Gene Ontology annotation, molecular function: protein binding. The record is from RefSeq and is a predicted model, not a curated record. NCBI's taxonomy places the organism in Eukaryota, Metazoa, Chordata, Actinopteri, Spariformes, Sparidae. Gene Ontology annotation, biological process: cell-matrix adhesion. The transcript has 25 exons. Bases 69 to 6287 code for a protein of 2072 amino acids.
CCCAGCAGUCUCAGAAGGAUAAGAGCCAAGAGGACAGCAUAUAUGAACAGAUUUUAUUGGGUGACAGAAUGGGAAGUCAAAACGUGUUGUUUGUGCUGCUAUCGGGGUUGAUAAAUGUGCUGACUUCUCAGGUCGUGAAUCCUCUCUACCCAAUAUCUGGAACUGCGAGCUCUCGAUCAGAUGAUGGCAGUUCUCCACGGAUUACCUUGCAACGACCUUUUGUCUAUUUUGGACAAACAUAUAAUCAGAUUUAUGUCAACCACAAUGGACACUUGACAUUUCAAAGUCCAUGGAGCGCACACGCACCUCAAAGGUUCCCACUGAAUGCAGCCAAAGACAUCAUUGCUCCAUUCUGGACAGAUCUUGACAACAGACAAAUUGGUCAGGUCUACUACAAUCAAUACACCAGUGGCAGUGUCCUCCAACAAGCUACACGAGACAUUAAUGAUUACUUUCCAAGCAUGAACUUCAACGCAAACUGGGUCUUUGUUGCAACAUGGUAUGAGGUGGCAUACUACUCAAAUUCAGGCACACGCACAACUGUCCAAGCUGUGUUGAUCUCUGGAGGCCGGUUCUCAUUUGUGCUGAUGAACUAUGGGAUAAUAGCUUCAACGUCUCUGCAAGUGCAGGCUGGCUACGACACAAUAAACUCCAUUCACCAUUUCAUAAUCCCUGGAUCGUUCUCCAGCACUGCUACGGGCAGUAACUCAAUUUUCCGCAGAAGCAGCAAUGUCAAUUUACCAGGUCGCUGGGCCUUCCGGACAGACGACGGAUCAAGAGGCUGCACUUUCAAUGGUCAACAUGUGCAGCUGGGUGAUUCAUUCUGGAGCGACAGCACCUGUGCACAGAAGUGCACCUGCACCUCAGUGGGCCUGCAGUGUCAAAACCAACCCUGCUCAUUUUCCCAAAUCUGCCAGCCAAGUGCCUUUCAGUUCUCCUGUCAGACGGUGCAGAGAGGCACCUGCACCAUAAGUGGUGAUCCACAUUACUAUACCUUUGAUGGCACAGUGUUUCACUUCCAGGGCACCUGCACUUACGUUCUCUCUGAGCAAUGUGGUCUAGGCCUGCCGUACUAUAGAGUAGAGGGCAAGAACGAGCACCGGGGCAGCACUCAUGUUUCCUGGACACGACUGGUCAAAGUGUAUGUCUAUAAUGAAACCAUUGAGCUUGUCAAGGGACAUCGUGCUAAAGCUAAGGUAAAUGGAAACUUUGCAGCCACUCCGUUUUAUCUCAACAACGGCACCGUCCAGGUUUAUGAGUCAGGUUUUUCUGUGAUUGUCAGCACCGUCUUUGGCUUGGAGGUAUCCUAUGACACAAAUCACUAUGUCAGGAUCAGUGUGCCCUACGCCUAUCGGAAUGCAACAUGUGGCCUCUGUGGAAACUUCAAUGGUAUUCGUCAGGAUGACUUCCGAACCCGUCAGGGUGAGGUUGUGAGUUCUGAUGUGGAUUUUGCCAACAGUUGGCAAGCGACAGGGGAUGAUGAGCCUGGUUGUGAGGCGCCAUGUGGAGGUCUGGCCUGUGCUGCCUGCACUGAUGAUCAGACAGCUUUAUACAGCAAUACUGACCAUUGUGGAAUCCUCCAGAACAGUUCUGGGCCUUUUGCUGCUUGCCAUCAACAACUCCCCCCCCAAUCUUUUGUUGCGAGCUGUGUGUUUGAUCUGUGUGUAGGAGAAGGGUACCAGCCCAUCCUGUGUCAAGCCCUAAAUGUGUAUGCAAGCCAGUGUCAACAGAAUGGUGUACAGCUACCAAGCUGGAGGAGACAAGGCUUCUGUGAAAUCCCCUGUCCAGCCAACAGCCACUUUGAGCCUCAGGGCACAGGAUGUCCAGCUACCUGUGUUAACCCCAAUUCUACCCAGAACUGCCCUCUCCCUGACCAGGAGAGCUGCAUCUGCAAUUCCGGAUUCAUUCUUAGUGCUGGGGUGUGUGUCCCUCAUUCAGAGUGUGGCUGCAGCUUCGAGGGUCGCUACUACCGCUCUGGAGAAACUGUAAUACUAGACGAAGACUGUGGAAGACGCUGUAGCUGCAGUCAUGGCUCCAUGACCUGUCGCUCCCAUGGUUGUGGUCCGCUUGAAUCAUGCAAAGUGGAGGAAGGAGAAAGAGGUUGCAGACCCAACAGCUAUGCAACAUGCUGGAUCAGAGGCCCAGGGUCAUAUCAAACAUUUGAUGGACUGACAUACCAGUAUCCUGGGGCAUGUCGAUUGACCCUGGCCAAAGUCAUGGGAUUGUCUAGUCACCCCCACUUUGUCGUGACAGCAGAAAAAGUGCCCAGAGGCCAACAAGGUUUUGCACGAUUGCUUAAGUUUGAGGCACAGGGAACACACGUGUCCAUUGAGAUGUCAAGUAGCAGUAGAAUACAGGUUGACGGUCGGCGGAUCAGACUACCAUUCAGCUCAGCAUCCAACCAAAUCCAAAUAUACCACAGUAGCAUACACGGUAUCAUCCUUCGCACCUCUUUUGGUGUAACUGUGCAGACAGUUUGGCCUCACUUUGUGCGUGUCACUGCACCUGGUAUCUACAAUGGCUCUCUAGGUGGUCUCUGUGGUAAUUACAAUGGUCACCCACAUGAUGACUUCCGCACACCCAACGGCAUCCUGGUCAACAGCUCUCAGGUGUUUGGGGACAGUUGGCGAGAUGGCUCCCUGGCUGCACACUGUGUGGAAAGUGUAAAUAAUAAUUCAACCACAAAUUACAAUUCUAGUGAGUACUGUGGCAUUCUUGGCUCUCCGCAUGGGCCAUUUGUCCCGUGUUGGGCCACUGUGGACCCACAGCAGCAUGUGGAUACAUGUGUGGAGAUCAUUAGGACCUCUAGAGAUCCAGCAUCAACACUAUGUGAGGUCCUUCGAGAUUAUGCACUCAUGUGUCAACAGAACGGUGUUUCCCUGGGACAGUGGAGGAAUGCGACUGACUGUGAGCAAACCUGCCCAGUAAACAGCCACUAUCAACUCUGUGGAACCACCUGUCCUUCUGCCUGCCCCAGCCUUUCCUUUCCUUUCACUUGUGACACUGUGUGUCAGGAAGGUUGCCAGUGUAAUGAUGGCUUCGUACUCAAUGGCAACCAGUGUGUGCCACCAACAGCCUGCGGAUGCUAUCACCAAGGACGCUAUCUGCAAGGUGGUGAACAGUUCUUGGAUGGUGAGGAAUGUCAGAGUCUGUGUAGCUGUGAUGGUACCACUGGGGCAGUCCACUGCAUCCCCAACUCCUGUGGUCCCCAGGAGUCCUGCCGUGUAGUGGAGGGUGAGUAUGGCUGCCAUCCCAACCGUCAUGGCACCUGCUCUGCCUCUGGAGACCCCCACUACCUCACCUUUGAUGGCAAGGCUUAUGACUUCCAGGGAACCUGCCGUUAUGUUUUGGCGACACUUUGUAAUGACACACAUGGGCUGGAUCAAUUUUCAGUGGAGGCUAAGAAUGAGCCAUGGAAUGGGUUGCCAGUUUCAAUCACAGCUGAGGUUUAUGUAAAUGUGUGGGGCUACCAAGUUCAAAUGUCAAGGGAAAGACGUCAUAUGGUGCAAGUAAAUGGUGAAACGAGAAAUGUACCAGUUCUCUUGAAUGGAGGUCGUGUGUCUAUCUAUAAAAGUGGAUCUCGUACAUUUGUCAGUGCUGAUUUCGGCCUGACUGUCACCUACGAUGGAUCAAGUACAGUGUUUAUCUCUGUACCUUCAAAUUACAGUGGUCAGACAUGUGGACUCUGUGGAAACUUCAAUGGAAAUCAAAAUGAUGAGUUCCAGACCCCGUCUGGAAUGACGGUCUCAAAUCCAGAUGAGUUUGGGACAUCUUGGAAGGUGGCAGGAAACUACACCUGUAGUGAUGGGUGUGGUUCCUCCUGUCCACAAUGUACCAAUGAGCUUCCAGCUAGAGCUCAGUGUGAGGUGAUUCAAGCAGCUGACGGCCCCUUCAGCUUCUGCCAUGAGCAGGUGGACCCAGCACCAUAUUUCAAUGACUGUGUGUUUGAUGUUUGUGUGUCUGGAAAUGAGGGCCAAGAUCUUCUGUGCAGGGCCAUUCAGGCAUAUGUCAGUGCCUGUCAAUCUGCUAAUGUUCGAAUCUACCCUUGGAGGCAGAACACAACCUGCAGACUUGACUGUCCAGCCAACAGCCAUUAUGAGCUGUGUGGUACUGACUGUGGCCACACCUGUGCCAGCAGCAUUGAUGCCACCUGUGAGCAGGUGUGUUCUGAGGGAUGUUUCUGUGACGAAGGCUUUGUCAGGAGUGGGACAAGCUGUGUCCCUGUUGAAAGGUGUGGCUGCCUAUACGAUGGAUACUACUAUAAUGCCGGUGAGUCGUUCUGGACAGAGGGAUGCUCCCAGCGAUGUGAGUGCCACGCUCCCAAUGACCUGCGCUGCUCUGCCGCGUCUUGCACACCUGAACAGGAGUGCACCAUCAGAAAUGGCCAGUUGGGCUGUUUUGAUGCAAUGUCUACAUGCACUGUGUGGGGGGACCCACACUACAUCACCUUUGAUGGGGCAGUGGCUCACUUCCAGGGCACAUGCUCUUACAUCAUUACUGAGAGUGUGAGCCAAGGCUCAAAUGAGACGCAGUUUCAGGUAAUAGCCACCAAUAAUCACCGUGGCAACAACCGUGUGUCGUUUGUAUCAGCAGUGGAUAUAUACCUCUCAGAUCCACCAGAGAGUGCAUACAUCAGGCUUGGACCCAACAAAAGAGUACAGGUAAAUGGAAAUGAGGGGUCUCUUCCCACCACUGCAGGAAGCUUAGCUCAUGUAGAAAUGCAGGAUGGCUACAUAGUGGCCAAAGCCACCGACUUGAUAGUCCAGUUUGACGGCCAGAGUACUUUACUGGUCAGACUGGACAGAAAUCAUCAAAACAGGGUCACAGGGAUGUGUGGAAAUUUCAACAACGACCCAGCAGAUGAUAAAGUCUUGCCUAAUGGCACAUCAGCACAAAAUGACAAUGACUUUGGACACAGCUGGAAGGCGCCCACGAGCCAACCAGGAUGUGGAUCCACAGAUGAUGAGAGUGGCGAUGGUCUGAACGACUGUCACUUUAUGGACGAAUACUCUGAGCUCUGUAGUGUCAUCACCAACACCAGCGGUCCAUUCAGUGACUGUCACCUGCACUCUGACCCUCAGCCUUUUUUCACCUCCUGCGUCUACGAUCUCUGCCUCUACACUCCAGCCAAUGGCAUGCUGUGCUCUGCCGUCGCAGCCUAUGAGAAAACCUGCUCUGUUUUGGGGCUGAACAUUCCAGUGUGGCGCUCAGCUCUGCAGUGUGCUGAGUCGAACCCCUGUGAAGAUCUGGACUGCACAGAGUAUGAAUGGUGUGGUGAGAAAGACGAUGUUUACGGCUGCUUCUGUGAUGAGCACCACCACCGACCCAACAAUGAAAGCUACGACUCGUCCAUCACUUGUGUCAGUAGUUCAGGCACCAUGUCAUUGUCGCGCUGCCAGCUGUUUGAAGCUGGCUUCCACCUCGGUGCCCUUCAUCUCCGGGACGACUCCUGCAACGGGACUCUUCAGGACGGACGACUGAUCUUCCACUUCAACAAUGACGACCAGCUGUGUGGGACAGUUCUCAGGAGCAACGGGACCCAUUUCUGCUAUGAGAACACCAUCCAGGGUGACGUCGACCCUCAUGAUGGCAUCAUCAGCCGUGAGAAGAGCAUCCGCCUGCACUUCAGCUGUGUAUACCCUCUAACUCAGGCCCUGUCUAUGGAUGUGGGCAUCAACCCUAUAGAGAGCAUUGUGAACAAGAAACUUCCAUCAGGCCUGGGUCAGUAUCAUCUGAGGAUGAUCCCCUACGAGGACGCCGGCUUCCACUUCCCCCUGACCAGUAACAGCAGCGUAGAAAUGGAAAUAGACCAGAGGCUGUACAUCGAGGUGCAGACGGAAGGGGUUGAUGAACAGCAGAUCGCCACGAUUUUGGACUCAUGUUGGGCAACACCUUUAAAUGAUGCAAACUACCCUGUCCGCUGGGAUCUCAUCACUACAGAGUGUCCUGAUCCUGCGGAUGGUACAGUAGAGCUGAUACAGAAUGGCAUCUCCACUGUGGCCCGAUUCUCCUUCAGGAUGUUCACCUUCACCAACUUCUCAUCCAUCUUCCUGCACUGCCAGGUCCACCUGUGUCUUUUGAGAAACAACAACUGCCCAGCUCAUUGCUACCCAGGUUACCACACAAGGGUCGCAAGGGAUAUUUCCCUACAUGACACUGCAGCCAUCUCUCUAGGACCAUUAAUCCCGAAAUCAGACAAAUGGAUGAGAACGAGCGAUGCUUCAAGCCUUUUGAGCUCAGUGGUGACCUUGGCAGUCAGUUUGCUUACUGCCAGAAUUCUGACCUAGAUGAAUCAAAGACGGGCACAAAAACCGUAGAUAGAUGAAUGUGUACAUAUUAUGUCAAAAUAUAUUAAUCGAUCAGUAGCUCACUGUGCAUAUAUUCCAUAAUGAUUUUAAAAAAGUGAAAUGUUUUGUGAUGUGCCUGAUUCAAGAGAAAGAGAAAGAUAUUUGUUACUGAAUAUUUGGAAAUGAAUCCCGUCAGAUGUUUCUGAUUUGUGUCACGGAACCUAAACAAAGAAAUAAGGGUCGUUACAUCACUGUCACCUGUAUUGAAGUCAAUGGGAGAUGCCAGUAGAAACACACUAAAACAUAACAUUUCAUUUGAUUUUUGGUGAAGACAUGCCUUGACAAAUUGUUUGCAUUGUAAUUGCAGUCUAGUCAGCAAUAAUUGGUCAGUCAGGCCCCAUUUUUUUCACUUGGAAGCAUUUCUUCAUCUGGGAUUUGGUGACGUAAUGACCCUUCUUUUUUUUGGUUCCUUGUUUCGUGCUGCUCUAUGAGAAGACUUGGUAGUUAUUUCUUUAAACCACUAGAGGGCAGCAUAAGAUCAAAUUCACAUUUGGCUCUGAUUUCAGGAAACCUAUUUCUGCAGCUCACCCUUUUGUGUUUAGAAUGAUAAUCGGUUUCAUCCUACAGGCUUUUUGCAAUAAUUUUUAUUACCAUUAAAUGAAUAUUUCAUAGUUAAUGAAGAUAAAAAUGAUAAAUGAAGUAGUUUUUAUGUGAAAUAUCAAUCUGAUUGUAGUUUUUUUCUCAGCUAAAUGAGUAGGUUACCCCAGGACUCUGAUCGAUAUUAUUUGUGUGAAUUUUCUACAUUUUAUUUUGUUUUUAAUAAAAAUGAUACUGUUGUAUAA